Messenger RNA from Amoebophrya sp. A120, 7223 nucleotides. The record is from the annotation of a GenBank genome assembly. NCBI's taxonomy places the organism in Eukaryota, Dinophyceae, Syndiniales, Amoebophryaceae.
CAGCGGCCAGACAGCAGGCCUGGACUCUCUAUCAAAGUCAGCUGCUUCGAAGCGUAAAGAAGAGGAACUGCGAAGGAUUCUGGCCACCUCUAUCCCGUCGAAGCCCACAACUUCUAGUAAAACUUCUUCUGCGCCAGCACCAGCUGGUCAAGCGCCGUCGGGACGAGAGCUACAGCUAGCACCCGAGGUGUCCCCGAGGACGAAGGUGAAAACAAGUUCUCAUAGCCGCCCUAUUGCAGCGUCUUCUGUCGAAAUGAAAAAUCUCGGAGAACUAAGAUUGCCCACCUCUGGAGAAUAUCAAGAAGAUGCAACGGAAACAAGAACAUUAAGCGAACUGAGCACAGGCGUCCCUGUUUCGAGCAAGACCUCUCGGAGCUCGUCCGAAGCGAGUACUAGGUUGCCAUCGCCGCUGACGCAGUCGCCGGCCCCCGGAACUGCAUCGGCUGCGUCGAGAGAGGAAACUGGUGCUAGAGCAAAAGCAAUCCCAGGAGCUGCAGGGGGCGGGUCCCGUAAUAUUGUGUGGGCAGCGACCUCAAGACAUGGGAUGCGAAGUCCUUUUCCCUCCCCAUCCCUUCGUCGGGCCAUUAUUUCGUCGUCUAGAAGCACCAAGCGUGAAAAUGUGGCAGGGCCUCUGACGUCCACAGCGCUUCUAAACGUUGAGCAGGACCUUGCUUUAUCGCGGCCACCUCCGGAUAAUAAAGUAGACAGCAAAAAUACCCAGCGGCUCUCAACCAACGCGAAGAAGAUGUGGAUCUUCUUCAAUGACAAGGACCACAGCCUGGCACAGCACAGCAGCAGCAACGGAAAUAACGGCAAAGCAGCAGCACUUCUGAAGAACAGCAGGACUUCUACCGCCGCGUCCACCGCAAGAAGUUCUAGGUUGAACUACAACAAUAAACUUCAGGACUUGCAGUUGGAUGAUGUUGAUGCUUCUGAGAGCGCAUCGGACAAUGAGAAUGACGAAGUACCUGAACAAGACCAAAACGGGCUGUACUUUGCCGAUCUUGUCGAUUACUCAAAAGUGAUCGGAUCGUCCUUAUCUUCCUCUUUUCCCUACUACACAACGCUCUCAGCCACUCCCGGCGCGGAGAAGGAGAGCGAGGACCGAAGGCUGAGUUCCUCCCGAAAUGGGCCAACACUUGCAGCUUCGUCCUCGGUCUCGUCUUCUGUGGGAAGUAAAGUAACAAACACGAGAAUGAUCUCAUCAACUGCAGCCGCGGCCUCUACGGGCAUGAUUUAUUCGACAGGAGGAGCAUCCCGGGGUCCUCGGGGCUUUGAGCAACAAGAGCGACAGCUGACUCGGGCUGUGACUCCGAGAAGGAAGGGCGACCUGCUGGUAGAAGAUAAAAGCGAGCCGGACGACGACGAGGAGGACUAUGUGCAUGGUGUCGAGGAACAACCGCUUGAAGAACCACACGACAAUGUUGACACGCCAAUGAAUUCAGCAAGAGAAGAUGUGGUGGAAAGUAAAUCAAGGGACGAUCAGAUAUUAUUAAAGACGAGCCAUUACUUAUCACGAGAAAAAAGUGUUACAGUUACACAUUUGUUGGAGUUUCUGCAACACAAAUUUUCUCUAUGAGGCAGAGAAAACUUGUAAUGCGAAGAUCAUAAGCGAAAACAGGAAGGAAACGAGGCUUCGAAGCAUUUCCUGCAUGAGAAAGGUUGUCUCUGUUGCCAGUCUUGCAUGACAAUGUGUAACUGUAACACUUUUUUCUUGCGAUAUUACUACGACCUUCUCUACGAGUCGAAUUGGUAUUCGUGCUCCCGCCAGGAGGCCUGCGGAUUGAUAAACGAAUUACACGAUGGACACGAGGAGGAGGAAGAAGAUGCUGCUCUUGACCAGCAAAGUUUAUUAGGAUCAACACGCAGCGCCGCUCCAUUUGCGUCGAGUACAACUAGACCUGAAAUCGAGUACCGCAUCACCUCGAACUACGGGUGGCUGCAACUCCUCAUAUCAAAUGCAAAUAAUAUGUCUGGGUCUGGAAGAAUGCGAGUUUGUCAUGCUUGUCUGGCAUGAGCAUGACUCUUAAAUCUGUGAUGCUUGAGCAGGAAAAGGCCCACCUCUUGCCUGUCACGCAAAAACGCAGUUUGUCAUGCGAAAAACGAAACACACAGCAGAACAAAAACUUGUCAUGCUGGGCUGCGUAUUGUAAAGUGCGCCCACAAUUCGUAGAUUUGCAUCACAAAUUUCCAGACCCAGACAUAUUUGCAUUUGAUACCUCAACUUGGAAUGCGAUCCGCAGGCGGAAGUGAAGGCGGGGAGUUUCGUAUCCUGAGCGAAAGUGCCCCAACCCCAUAGUCAAGUUGGCAAAUUUGCAACACAAAUCCCCUAGUUUUGGCUGUCGAGCAUGACAAGUUUGGGCUCUUAGUGUAAUCCUGUUUAGCUAGUGCAGCAGCAUGACAAAUUAACUGCCUUAACCUGAGCCCAGCAUGACAAACUCCCAGAUAGCAUUAGAAAAUGGCUGUCAUGGGCCUGCGCAUGAGAGACAUUUUACGCUUGCGAAUUUGCAUGACAACUAGGGGGUGGGGGUGUUUUUGUUUAGGAUAUUUCGGACAGGCGUACUUUUUCGGCUUCAUGUGGGGCGCGUUGCUGCUGCCGACGCUAGCGGAUGUGUAUGGGCGAAAGCGGAUCAAUCUGGUGACGAACUUCUGCUGCAUAGUCCUGGUUUUCUCCCUCCUUCUCGUGUCGAACUGCAACACAAGUACUAAAUCCAGUGGAGGGUCGUGGGCUACGGCUGGAAAUGUCGGUUCUGGUGCAUCAAGGGAUGAAACAACAGGCGACGCAGCAUCCUCGACCAGUUCUUCAUCAGCAGAACUACUAUCCACGGUUUUCUUCUCCCUCAAUUCCCAAACUGCGUACACCAUUCUGCUCACCACUCUUUUCUUCUAUGGUCUACUGAUUCCGGGCCACUACCUCGUGGCUUUUGUGCACGCGUCGGAACUCUGUGACGGGAAGUUGCGGGGCACGGCCAGCAGCUUGAUUUUUGUGUGCGAAAACUCGGACUAUUACAUCUGCUGUGUGUGGUUCUACUCCUUUCUGAAGCUGUUCGAUAAGCACCCAGGAGCGGCCGCCGGGGUUUUUCAUCCUAAUUCAUCUUCUGGAAGUAGCAACGGAAACAUCGGCUUUGUGCACGGCCACGGCGAAAGAAGAAGUAGUUCUUCACCCUCCCCCGACUUCUACAACAACGGUCAGCUCGGGCUGCAAUUCUGGUUCUUACUUCUGGCGAGCUGGCGGGUCGUCGCGUUAUGCAUUGCAAAUAUGUCUGGGUCUGGAAGAGUGGAACUUGUAAUGCUGUCUGCGGAUUCUGAAAAUAUCUGCGUUGCAUGAGCAGCAAGAGGAGUCAGUUUUUGGCACGCGGAGAGGGCAUUUCUCAUGCGUAAUUAGCAUCAAGAAGCUCUCAAAAAAUCAGUGAUGCUAGCACCAGCAUCACAGACCUCACGGGUCACGCAAAAUGUGCAAGACAAGCUCCGACUCCUCCAGACCCAGACAUUUUUACAUUUGAUAGGCGUUUUUGUCGGUUUAUUUCUUGACGCCGGAGUCUCCGUCCUAUUUCUUGACGAAAAAGGAGUUCAAAAGCGCGAGGAAAGUUUUUCUGGAGAUCGAAAACGUCAACAAGAAUGGUAAUUCUACACGGCCAGAACAGGGGCUACUUGUCGCCGGCUCUUCCACAUCAGGUGCAACACGACCAUUAGACCUUGGCAGUGGCGGAGAACGACCGAAAAGAGUCUCAUCUGCAGGUCGUCCUACAGGUGGCGAAGAAGAUGUUGACUCUCUGCCACAGCCUAGAAAUUCUUUUGACACGACCACGACCAGCUCUACGACGACCGGUCCCUCCUGUGGCACAGCAACUUUCGACAGUACUACUGCUCAGACUUCUUCGAGAUCGUCAACUUUCAUCGGAUCGACAGGUCGUGCAGACGGGGGCGAACAGACAAAAGAACCCAGCGGCACAACAUCAUCGUCCUCUCCAAUCGGCGCAGCAAGAAGAACUGAAGCUAAGGCCGCUCCUCUGAGAGAAAAUUUACUUGUUGACUUCUCUAGUAGUACGUGCGAUCAUCCAGACUUAUCUCGUCUGCAGAAUGGUGCUAUGAUUGCCGUUGAUGUUCCCAGCACGGCAGCAAGCGCGAGCAAGUCUACUUCAGCCUCCUCCUCGUCUGCGGAGGGAACAUUUGUUGAGGCAACCACCUCGACCAAAGAGGAUCCCGGGCAGUUUCAGAACAUGAGCGAGCGCAAACAAGAUCUUGUCGUGCAGGAGGAAACAUUAAACAAGGAAGAGCAGCUCGCGCCAAUUAUGUUGCGGAGCAGGACAGGACCAGGAGGAGCUAAUACUGGCGGCGAAACCGAAACCACUUCGGCGCCCACAAGCGGAUGCACUUACGACGGAAUGAAUGGCAACGUAUGCCGUGGUGAAAAAGUAUCGCACUGUCGAGCAAGUUGCAACGUUGUAUGACAGAACUCGCGUCCUACCCCGUUUUUCGAAUUACAAAUUGCAUUGUAUAUUUCAAUUUGAAAAAAAAAAAAAUUGGGCAACUUCUAGUACUGUGAUAGUACUCUUCAUCCAAUGCAUACAAAUCCGGGAGGAGCAAUAGCAGCUUCGACCAAGUCCAUCUUCCAGAGCCAGGAGAGCACAAGAGCCAGGCUGCACCAAGGAAGUCCAGGAUAAACAGUGAAGAAAAGCCGUUGAUAGGAGGGGGAACAUCAGCCUCGUCUAGCUGUCAGGAUCCACCAAGAACUGCACGGCAGUCACUGAAGACUCUACUGCCCCAUUCACCGGUGGAGUACACAGGUACUACGCGGACAGGUUCGUCAGCCUCAUCUUCAUCGUCCAGCAAGGUUGGCGCACUAGCACCAUCUGCGGACGAGCAGCUGCAGCACUAUGGGAUCAGAAAUUCUUUCUGUUCAUCAUCAUCUUCUUCUUCGUCCCGAGUGCCGCAUGAAGCUAAUAUUCCUUGUUCGGUACUACUAUCUUCCCAACAUCGACAACAAGACGCUGCACCUUUUGACCGCGUAAUUGCCGAGUUGGGGCAGAAGGACGAGACGAUAGCAGCAGCGGGGUACGUGUUCGAAGCGGAGGUCAUUCUUGCAGCGGAACAUCAAGUGAAGAUGGCAGAAGGUCACCAGCUCGACCACCCGCGAACCAGUUCGACCUCCUGUCCCUCCUCAGGAAUAGUGCCAACGACAUCGGGAAGAGAAAGUAGUUCACCUGGUGAACUACCACAGCAAGAAGCUUCCGCGCCUGUUGAAAAUGAGAACAGCGCAAAUAUUAAAGCCGCGUCGUCUCCGUCCCUGCUCACGACUUUAAACACCUUAGAUUCGAAUACAAAGAAACAGCUCGUCGUCAUUUCCGUCCUCUGGCUUACCACCGCUUUGGUCAACUGGAGCUUCCAGUUCAUGACGCCCCGCCUCCCCGGCAACCUCUUCGCGAACUUCACGGCGAUUGGUUUGGGAAAGCUGAUCGGCUACGGGAGUUGCGGCCCUUUAGCAGAUUUUUUCGGACGCAAAACCCUGAUGAUCGCCAUGUACAUGCUGAACAGCUGCUGCAUGCUUUUGUACGUGUGCGCAAUCGACGUGAACAUCGGUGGGGAGAUUUUUCACGGUAGUGGAGGCUUACUUGGUUUUCUAGUCGGUGAUGGUGGAAAUCAUGAUCGUACAACCGAAGUAGACGGCGCGGGCAGGAGUACAACUGGAUCAGGCACGCCUUCUACUUCUACCGGGCAGAGAAUAUCACAACAACCUCCUCGCGGAGGCGGACACAACGCCGUGGUCACCACGACUGUGUUUACCAUUGAUUCUCUCGGGAGGGAGGAAAUGAGCGGAGUAACCACGACAAGGAUUUCGAGUAUCAACUACCCGGAGUUGAUCACCACCACAUCCUUAAUCCUCUUCAACGUUAUCGCCAACGCCACUGCUUUUUAUCCUGAGCAAAAACCUCCCCACCCCAUAGUCAAGAUGGGCACUUUGCAACACAAAUCCAAAAGCUUUGGGAGUUACGCAUGACAAGUUGUAGGCUGUAGUGUAGUGCUGUUUAGCAAGGGAAGCUGCAUAGGAAAUCCAUCUCCUUUUUACCUGUUUACAGCAUUACAAGUUCCGGAACACGUUUGGAAAUGGCUCUCAUGGGGAAGAUGCGCAUUACAAAUGCUCAUGUAAUUGCAAGUCUGCAAGACAACUAUUUGGUGGGGACGCUUUUACACAGGAUAUUUUCGGGGUGAUCUUCAUUGUCACCGGAGAGCUCUUCCCGUCGAAAAUCCGGGGCACCGCGUUCGCCAUGAGCAACUUUGUCGGCCGGGUCGGAAGUUUUCUUGCGCCGCAGCUGCCGGAAAUGGUGAGUGCGGACUUUCCGACGAAUGUAAAAACGGAAAACACGAUCUUGUUGCUGGUGGUAGUGAGCUUCAUGAGCGGGUUACUCAUGCUGAACAUCCCCGAGACGAAGGGACGGCAGAUGACGUGAAGUAGCGGUGAGGUGGUAGAGGGGGUAUGAAAAGAUUGCAGUCCGUUUAGUACUUCAUCUGCUUCAGCGCAUUCUGAAGCAGAGCCGCUCAUUCUACUUCUGUGUGCCGAUAAAGCCUCUGUGUUUGCCAGCUUUUAUUCCUCUCGGCAAGUUGAAAAAUCUGACUUAAUCUACUUACUAAAAUGUACAAAGCAAAAAUUCUUUAACGUUAAACUUGUUUUCACAAGGAGGAAAUCGUACCCGUAUUUUUUUGAACAAUUUUCAAUCAUUCUCCGCAAAAGUUUUUUUACUUUUUCAAGAAGCGCGUCGUGCGCGCGAUUCGUUGUUUGUCUAAACCGCAUAAACAGAUCACAUUUUGGCUUUUUGUUUCUUCCGCUCUGAUAUAGAUACAAUUUCUAUUGCAUAAUUUUGUAGGUCUUUCUGAGUUUUUUUUCGCUAAAGUAACACUGAGGAAGUGACGCAAAAGUAAAGUGUAGUGCGAGCUAAUAUUAGCGUGCGCGUGCUGCGGCCGCUAUGCGUACGUUUUUUAUGCUUGAUUUGGGGAAGAUGUUUUUUAGAUUAGUAGAAAAACAAGUUAUUGUUUGUUGGCACGACAAAAAGACUUUUCAACGAUAUAUACGCAGGGUGAAUUGAGUUAGAUCUUCACACAACUUGUACUAGAUUUCGAUCCGAAAAAAUUCACAAGCGCACUGCUGCAACUGGUGACAGCUGCGCCGAGAAAUACCAAACCUACUGAGCUCUACAUCUACUGGCGUAAAUCUACCAUGAUUCUGU